Molecule: messenger RNA, 495 nt
Organism: Amaranthus tricolor (Joseph's coat)
Lineage: Eukaryota; Viridiplantae; Streptophyta; Magnoliopsida; Caryophyllales; Amaranthaceae
Product: putative glycine-rich cell wall structural protein 1
Exons: 2
Coding region: 1-495 (164 amino acids)
Source: RefSeq, a predicted model, not a curated record
AUGGGAAAUAAUACGAAGGUCAUUGGAGCUACAUUGAUUGCUUUACUUCUUGUGGAGUUGUGUGUUGCAAUAAGGGUUCCUAGAGGUGGUGGUGGUGGUGGAGGGUAUGGAAGUGGUGGAGGAGGGGGUGGAGGGGGUGGUUCAGGGGGAGGUAGAGGUGGUUCUGGUUAUGGGUUUGGAUCUGGAUAUGGAUCUGGUUACGGGUCUGGUGGAGGGUUAGGUAGCGGUGGAGGUGGUGGUGGAGGAAGAGGUGGAGGUGGCGGUGGUGGUGGAGGUCAUGGUGGUAGUGGUUAUGGCUCAGGUUAUGGUAGUGGUUAUGGCUCCGGCUAUGGAAGUGGUGGUGGAGGUAUGGGUGGUGGUGGUGGUGGUGGACACGGUGGAGGUGGUGGCGGUGGUGGAGGAGAAGGUGGAGGCUUUGGUGGUGGAUAUGGAUCCGGAUAUGGUUCUGGAUAUGGAUCUGGUCAUGGAGGUGAUUAUGAUGGCGGGUAUAAUUAA